AUGGAGAUUGGAUGGGUUGUAAGAAAGAAGAGGAGCAGGAGAGUUCCUAUAGCCAAGUAUGACAUGUUCAAAAUGCUACCAAAGGAACUCCACAUUGAAAUAAUGAAGCGUCUUGUUGUUAAGCACCUUUCGAUGGCCAUGUGUGUGUCAAAACCAUGGCGCAACCUCAUUCUUAGUUCGUGUGUCCCAACAUCAUCUUUGGCCACUCGUAACCUUGACCACAUUGAUUACAUAGAGAAUGAGGGAAAAGACAACAAUGGUCAAUAUUCCUUUCAAUAUCGAUUCUCGAGCUUAGUCAACGACAUCAAUCCCUUCCCAUUCAAGGACACAAUUCAUCUUUUCAGGUGGUGCUCUAAGGUAAUAGGUUGCAACUUUGAUUUAUCCAAACACAUCAUUGGUUCCUUCAAUGGAUUGCUCUUGUUUUGCCACAAUGAAGGUCGAACUGGGAACCAAACAUAUGGGUCUUGUCACUAUUACGCGAUCAACCCUAUCACCAAGCAGUGUGUGGCUGUGUUGAAUCCUCUACCACACUCCACGCCUUAUUCUUCCUAUGUUGCCCUUGCCUAUGAUCCUUCGGAGUCAUGGUAUUUUAGGAUUGUGCAAUUCAAAUGUUGUUGUCAUGUGAAUGUUUUCUCUUCAGAGACAGGGUGUUGGACUAGUUUGAGUCUUCAAUUGCCUCAAAAUGUGACUGAGGCUACAUGGGAUAAGAAAUUAGUGUACUCUAAGGGUGCAAUUUAUUGGCUAUCUACAUCAGGGCAUGUGAUAAAGCUUCUUUUGAAUGCACAAGAGAGUGCAAAGUAG
Cajanus cajan (pigeon pea) is the source of this 801-nucleotide messenger RNA. RefSeq lists its product as uncharacterized. Lineage: Eukaryota; Viridiplantae; Streptophyta; Magnoliopsida; Fabales; Fabaceae. The record is from RefSeq and is a predicted model, not a curated record. Gene Ontology annotation, molecular function: protein binding.